GCGUGAAACCGGAUGAAGCGAGUUGCGGCGACCCAGGUGGCCAAGAGCGCGUCGAACGCGGCACGCAAGGCUCAGUUUGCGUCCAGUCGCGUCGGAGCAGCACUGUUGGCCAACAACGAGACAAAGUCCAAGACGAAGGCGGCCGUCGUGAAGAAGGUCGCGACGAAGAAAGACACUUGGAACCAAAAGAUCAACCGCGCCACCGACCGCGCCGUCCUCCACGUGUUUCGCCAAGCUUUCCUUGCGCUGGACGUGGUUCAAACAGUGCACGCCCACGGAUCAACUGCCUCAGUCACGUGUACCGACAGCAACAAUCAUGCGAACGUGUUUCUGGCCCUGACCACGUACACGACACCGCUCGAGAUGAACGCGACGUUGCGGCAAGUGGUAUCAUUUGAAUCAUCCGCCCACUCGCCGCGCGUGCCGUCCGGGGAAGUCACUGCGAGGGCGCAGCUCAAAUUUUCAGCGUGGAAGCUGGUUGACAAGACAACCGAUGGCACUGCCUUGUGCGUGUACCAGUACGCUCCCGACGGCGCAGUGGCGCAGUCGAACGGUAGCUGCUGCCCAAGCCUAGUCGCUAUCGUGUGGAGGGAUGGUCUGCAAGUCCACAGCUUGUACGCGAUCCACUCGAUUCCGCUCGUCACAUCGACGUUGCUGUCGCGAGUGGCCACGACCCUCGAGGACGACAUCGACCCGUGCUUCGGCUUGCAAGGAUACACGAUAGCUGUGUCCCUGCGAUCCUUCGAUCAAGCCGUGUGGGACUACGAAGGGUAUGUCGUCGAUUUUCCAUCCGACUUGCCCCCUGGCGCCACGGAAACGUGCGCCUCGCUAUUGGUUCCCCAGGUACGUUGCCCGCGUUUCCGGUCGUCUUGGUGACGGAGGUGGUCGCUGGGGCCACAUGGAUGGCAUGGGGGACCCCGCCGCGCUUGAUUGCGCGUUUGUUUGCUGUAGGGCGCUCUACGAGAACGCUCCCGCGUGCUCAACGAAGGCAGCAACGGGAACCUGUCCAUUCGCACUCACGCAUUUACCACAACUGCCACCAAUAGCAUCAUUGUGGACGUGGCUGUGUGGGACUUUGAGCGGUCGUUGCGUUGGGCCACGUCGCAAUGCGUCGCGUACACACCGAGCGUCAAGCGGCCGGAAGUGUUCGACAUGGACGUGUCCAAGGCGUUUGAAGCCGUACACCUCGCUAUGGACUCCCCCCACGUCGGUCGCGUGCGCCUCGAGCUCUAUCGAUUUGCGGCGAAAACGAUUGUCGCCAGCCUCGACGUGGCGCUCUUAACAGGUUUUGUGAACGCGACGUACGGGACGGGACUUCCUACGGCAAAGGAUAAGCUUACUUGAUACGGUUUACCCCUCCACCAUGCUCAA
Messenger RNA from Aphanomyces invadans, 1371 nucleotides. RefSeq lists its product as hypothetical. Lineage: Eukaryota; Oomycota; Saprolegniomycetes; Saprolegniales; Verrucalvaceae. The transcript is spliced from 4 exons. Bases 13 to 876 code for a protein of 287 amino acids. The record is from RefSeq and is a predicted model, not a curated record.